Dreissena polymorpha is the source of this 1825-nucleotide messenger RNA. RefSeq names its product protein pygopus-like. Lineage: Eukaryota; Metazoa; Mollusca; Bivalvia; Myida; Dreissenidae. The transcript is spliced from 2 exons. Bases 1 to 888 code for a protein of 295 amino acids. The record is from RefSeq and is a predicted model, not a curated record.
AUGGGGCCUGGUGGUCCACAAGACCCAAGGUUUGGUGGUCCUUCCAUGUCUGAUCCACGCAUGGAUCCUCGUAUGGGGCCAUCAAUGGGUGGGGAUCCUAGGAUGGGACCUUCAGGGGAUCCCAGAAUGAAUGGGACCUGGUGGGAUGGGGCCAAUGUCAGAUCUCAGAAUGGGUCCUGGUCAGGGCCCAUGAUGGGUAUGGGUCCAGGGUCCGGUCCAAUGGGUCCCAUGAGACCAGGCUCCAGGGGAAGUCCUUUCAGCGGGCCUAUUGGGCCAGCUGUCCAACAGUCCAUGAUGAUGAGGCGUGCUAGUCCUGAUCUGCCCAUGGGCAAUAAUAAUAGUCACGAACAAAUGCAUGCUAUGAAUAUGAACUCAAGUCUUGGUGGUCCAAUGUCAGCACUAAGUUCUAUGACUGGUAACCCCAUGACAUCAAUGAGCAAUAUGUCAAAUAGUCUCAUGAAUGACUCCAUGUCUAUGGGUCCCAUGGUUAGUGGUCCUCCAAGUAUGGGUUCUUCAAUGCCUUAUAAUAGUCCCCCAUACAGUGGAGGUCCAAUGGGUAGUCCUAUGAUGCCUUCAGGUCACUCUGGUUUGCAAGGGCCUCGAAUGCAUGGACCGAGUAUGGGUCAGAUGCCUCAGAUGUCACGGUCGGGUCCUUUCCCACGACAGCCAAGCCCAGGCAUGCGAAUGUCUGGCCCAGGAAUGGGCCCUGGGGGUCCAUUAAGUCCAGGAGCGCCUGGCUAUAACAACCAGCAGUACCAGCAAUUCCAACAGCAGUUAUAUGCCCAGGGCAGGCAAAGGCAGAUAUCCCCAAUGGAUGGUAUGAUGGGUCAGCCAGGCGGAUAUGGGCCCAUGGGGCCUGGGAUGAUGCCCAACAUGCAUGGAAUGUGAACUUGUUGAACUGCAUCAUACUGUGUCGAGUUCACUACUGUGAUUUAGGGGCAUCCAAAUGUGGAGUAAUGUCACAGCUGGCCACAAGUUGUGGAGGAUGUUGACAGUGAAAGGUUAAUGAAUUGUGCACUUCAUGAACAGACAUACUCAAGGGAAGCUUAAAACAUUUUAAGAAGAAAACAUUGAAAAGAAAAACAUGUUUUAAGAAGAGAAGACGAACAGUACAAUUAUGGUUGUGAAUAUAUUUUAUGUGUACGUAUUGCACAAUCGAUUUAGAUGACUAGAUGAGAUGGCUGCCAAAAAAGUUGACAUCGCUCAGUGUUUGUGUACAUAAAAGACAGGUGUAGCAAGGGUUACUUCAGAACUGACGCUCAAUGUGAUUAAAAAUUACAUACAAAUCCAUAGACCAUGUAUUGGGGAUAACAUAUGAGUUGCCAUAGUUACCAUUUCCUAAUUGAAUAGGUGAUCGCAGUGUGUGUGAAUAUGCUGUUUACUUUCUAGUGUGUAUGUAUCCAAAACUAAUGAGAACAUUAUUAAUUUAGGAAAUAUGUUGAAAAUGUUUGGGUAGUUUAGAUAUAUGAGUUGAUACACAGUGAAUUUAAAAUGAACAUUUAAUGCCAGGUCUUGGAAAGUGAACUUACAUUAAAUUAAAUACAUGUAUGUCGCAAAUGUAAGUGAUUAUGUUUAGAUUUCUAUAAUUCUAUUAAAGAUGUAAUAUGAUAGUACACUGCUCAAUUUGUUAAUCAAGUUAUUCAUUAUGACAACAGUGUUUUAUUUAGAUUCAUAUUGUAAAAAAAAUCUUACCAGUAAUUAUUUAUAUUUCGUAUUUUAAUUUUUUUAUUUAAACAAUUUAAUAAGAGAAUCAUCAACGGUACCCAUCUGAUAUUAAUCAAACAUUUUGGCAUUUUACCUAAAAAUAAUAUGCAAAAUAAGGUUA